AUGGGGGCUUCGGACCCGGAAGUGGCGCCCUGGGCUCGCGGCGGUGCCGCGGGGAUGGCGGGCGCUGGAGCGGGAGCCGGAGCUCGCGGCGGAGCGGCGGCGGGGGUCGAGGCCCGGGCUCGCGAUCCGAUGGAUAGCGCAUCUGGGGGCCUUGGCUCCGGGGACAACACCCCGACCACGGAGGCGCUUUUCGUGGCGCUGGGCGCGGGCGUGACAGCGCUCAGCCACCCGCUGCUCUACGUGAAGCUGCUCAUCCAGGUGGGUCAUGAGCCGAUGCCCCCCACCAUUGGGACCAAUGUGCUGGGGAGAAAGGUCCUCUACCUGCCGAGCUUCUUCACCUAUGCCAAGUACAUUGUGCAAGUGGAUGGGAAGAUAGGGCUGUUCAGAGGCCUGAGCCCCCGGCUGAUGUCCAACGCCCUCUCCACUAUGACCCGGGGCAGCAUGAAGAAGGUUUUCCCUCCAGAUGAAAUUGAGCAGGUUUCCAACAAGGAUGACAUGAAGACUUCUCUGAAGAAAGUAGUUAAGGAGACCUCCUACGAGAUGAUGAUGCAAUGCGUGUCCCGCAUGCUGGCCCACCCCCUGCACGUCAUCUCAAUGCGCUGCAUGGUCCAGUUUGUGGGACGGGAGGCCAAGUACAGUGGUGUGCUGAGUUCCAUUGGGAAGAUUUUCAAAGAGGAGGGGCUGCUGGGAUUCUUUGUUGGCUUAAUCCCUCACCUCCUGGGAGAUGUGGUUUUCUUGUGGGGCUGUAACCUGCUAGCCCAUUUCAUCAAUGCCUACCUGGUGGAUGACAGCUUCAGCCAGGCCCUGGCCAUCCGGAGCUACACUAAGUUUGUGAUGGGGAUUGCAGUAAGCAUGCUGACCUACCCCUUCCUGCUGGUUGGUGAUCUCAUGGCUGUGAACAACUGCGGGCUGCAGGCUGGGCUCCCCCCGUACUCCCCAGUGUUCAAAUCCUGGAUCCACUGCUGGAAGUACCUGAGUGUGCAGGGCCAGCUCUUCCGCGGCUCCAGCCUGCUUUUCCGCCGGGUGUCAUCAGGAUCGUGCUUUGCCCUCGAGUAACCUGAAUCACUCUAAAAAAAAAACAUGCCAUCUCAGCCUGGCCACGUGGGUGAGGCCUGCUCAUCUUGGGGCACCUGCAAGAUAAGACAACUCCAACCCAACGCCACCUAGAUGUGCUCCACCCCAACUGGGCUUCAGUUUCCAUAUUUGCCACGUGUCUGUCCAGAGGUGGGGGUGGGGCUGUGCCUAGUGGAUGGGGUCACCUGUUAAACCUGCAGAAGGCGGGCUGGGGUUGGGGAAUUGGGGCAGACUCCCCCUUACUUUUCAGAAUUGCCAAGUCUGCCUGGUGCAAGAACGCAGAGAACAGCUCAUGGAGGCCCAGGUUGGGUGGGGAAAGGCGAACAGGGUCAGAUCACCCCACGCACACACUCACACCCGAGUCAGCCCUGGCACUCAUCCUGCAUCCCGGCUGGGAGCUUCACUCCCUUUGUGUACAUAGGGCGUGCUCCCCUCUCACAAGGCAACCAUUGUGUCUAGGCCUUUGCUAGGAGGCUAGGUUCUGCCUUUUGUUUUCUCAACACUACUUUUCUGAUAGGAGGGCAGCACCUUCUUUGAAUGGGAAAUCAUGUAACUACACAGAACGUGACCCCCUCGUUUAAUGCUCGUCCUUUAUUGGUGACACUUACACAUGCAGGAUCUGGUCCUCUGUGCGGUCAUGAAUACCCAGAAGUCGUGGUGAUCAGUGUCUCUGGUUCUAUCCAGUUUAACAAUUCAUAAUAAGAUUUGACUCUUUUUCCCUCAAAUAAAUGUACUGUGGUGAUUUGGA
This is a messenger RNA of Orycteropus afer afer, 1822 nucleotides long. Lineage: Eukaryota; Metazoa; Chordata; Mammalia; Tubulidentata; Orycteropodidae. The record is from RefSeq and is a predicted model, not a curated record.